Heterotrigona itama is the source of this 359-nucleotide messenger RNA. NCBI's taxonomy places the organism in Eukaryota, Metazoa, Arthropoda, Insecta, Hymenoptera, Apidae. The record is from the annotation of a GenBank genome assembly.
AUGGGGAAACAGGCGCCGAAGAUGUCGGCCAGGGUGGUCAACGCCAUCAGAAAUCUGCGAGAAGCGCAUGGCUCCACGUCGAAGGAGAUUAUGAAUUACAUCAUGUCGCAGUGCAACGUGCCCGAGACGACCGUGCAAAGACAGGUAUUUCUCAAGAAAUACAAAUUUCCUGAAACGUUAUAUGCAGUUUGUUAGCACGUUGGCUGCCAUGUUUAUGCAAAUUCGCAUUUUUAUUAGUCCGACCGAACGAGUGGAAUUUAAAAACAGAUGGAAAUUUAUUUCAGACGUCAAGUAUUACAACGGCCGUUUUAUAUAUUCUUACAUUUUCCGGUGCAUUUGCUACAUUUUUAUAUCUUUAA